Messenger RNA from Thunnus maccoyii (southern bluefin tuna), 4060 nucleotides. RefSeq names its product dpy-19-like 1, like (H. sapiens) (gene dpy19l1l). The transcript has 22 exons. Gene Ontology annotation, molecular function: mannosyltransferase activity. Bases 146 to 2362 code for a protein of 738 amino acids. Lineage: Eukaryota; Metazoa; Chordata; Actinopteri; Scombriformes; Scombridae. Gene Ontology annotation, cellular component: nuclear inner membrane. The record is from RefSeq and is a predicted model, not a curated record.
UGUGUCUGAAGUGAAAACACUGGUACUAAAGGGGCAGAUCCGAGGACCAGAUACGAGCGACCGUGUGGAGCUGCCGAGCUCACACACCCCUCGGGUUUUUCAACGGCUCCUCGCUGCCUCGCCUCGCCUCCUCCUGGGGACCAUCAUGGUGGCUAAAAACAGAAAACAGACCGGGAAGAGUCCAGCGACCCCGGCUGACCGCGACAGGAGCCCGCUCGUCUCGCCCCCUGGCAAAAGUAACGUUAGGCGACCAGGCAGGGAUGGCAAAGCUUUCAACAGCUCUCAUUCAAACGGGCUCUCCGGCAUCAGACACAAGCUGGGGCUAACUCCCUCCACAGUCGCGAAGCUGGGAAUCACUCUCCUCCUCGCUUCUCUGACUGGAUAUCUCCACUGGUAUCAUCUUACGCAGCUCUUUGAGAAUGACAGACACUUUUCUCACUUGUCUAACCUGGAGAAGGAAAUGGCUUUUCGGACAGAAAUGGGUCUGUACUAUUCCUACUACAAGACUAUUAUUGAGGCUCCGUCUUUCCUGGAUGGCCUCCACAUGGUUAUGAACGAUCGUCUGACAGAAUACCCCCUGGUUAUUAACACGCUGAAGAGAUUCAAUCUCUAUCCAGAGGUGGUCCUGGCCAGCUGGUACCGCAUAUACACAGGUGUAAUGGGCUACUUUGGGAUUCCUACAAAGAUGUGCUGGUCCAUCAACAGAGGAGAGGGACUCACGCCUGUGGACAGUUGUGAAGGGAUGGGCGACCCGGCGUAUUUCUACGUGACCUGUGUAUUCCUACUGAACGGCGCGAUGAUGAGCCUCUUCUUCAUGUACGGUGCUUAUCUCAGCGGCAGUCGGCUGGGCGGCGUCGUUACCACGGUGUGUUUUUUCUUCAAUCACGGCGAGAGCACUCGUGUGAUGUGGACUCCGCCCCUGAGGGAGAGCUUUGCCUACCCCUUCCUUGUCCUGCAGAUGCUGCUUCUCACCUACAUCCUGCGGACACGGAACCCAAGCAGGACAGCCAUGGUUGCUCUGGGCAUCUCCAAUUUGUGCUUUAUGCUGCCUUGGCAGUUCGCCCAGUUCGUGCUGCUCACUCAGGUGGCUUCUCUAUUUGCGUCGUAUAUCCUGGGUUACCUCGGCGCCGCAAAGAUGCAGUCUAUCCUGGUCACUCAUAUGAUCACACUCGCCGUCUGCUUUAUCCUGAUGUUUGGCAACUCCAUGCUCCUCACGUCCUUCUACGCCUCCUCGCUCGUCUCCAUCUGGGGAAUCAUUGCAUUGAGGGAUCGAUUUGCUCAAUUCUUCAAACCUGGCAUCGUCACCUGGGUCAUGCAGGGUCUGGCUUGGGUCGGCUCCACCGUUCUCUUCAAAUUCAUGCUGUCCACAAUCCUCGGUGCCUCUGAUGAUGCUCACAUCAGUGGGCUGAUCAAGUCUAAGUUCACUAGCUACAAGGACUUCCACACUCUGAUGUACACAUGUGCUGCAGAGUUUGACUUCAUGGAGUUAGAGACUCCUGUACGUUACAUCAAAACAUUGCUGCUGCCCAUCAACAUGCUGGUGGUUGCUCUCAUUGCUUGGAGGACCGUGCAGGAUAUAAUCAGAUUCCUGAGGGACGGCGGGAAGGCGUCUGUCAAGACUGACGAUGUUGAUGAAGCUGCAGGGCCUGAAAUAGUCGCAAAGGGAGAGCUGGUGUAUCACAGCCUGCAGCUGGUGGCGUUCGCUGUCCUGGCCGUCCUCAUCAUGCGUCUGAAGCUCUUCCUCACGCCGCACAUGUGCAUCAUGGCCUCGCUGAUCUGCUCCAAACAGUUGUUCGGCUGGAUCGGGGAGAAGUUUAAGCACCAGGUUGUAGUGUUUGCUGUCUUGGCUAUCAUGGCUGUACAGGGAGUGGCCAACCUGCAGGCCCAGUGGGCGAUUAUCGGCGAGUUCAGCAAUCUGCCGCAGGAGGAGCUGCUGGACUGGAUCCAGGACAACACCCGGCCAGAUUCUGUGUUUGCGGGAGCCAUGCCCACCAUGGCCAGUGUGAAGCUGUCCACAGGUCGACCCAUCGUCAACCACCCACACUAUGAAGACGCUGGUCUGAGGGAGAGAACCAAGCUGGUCUACUCCAUGUACAGCCGCAUGUCUGGAGAAACCGUAAAGAGGAACCUGAUGAAGCUCGGAGUGGACUUCUUCGUCCUGGAGGAUUCGUGGUGCACCAGGAGAACCAGACCCGGGUGCAGUAUGCCAGAGAUCUGGGAUAUUGAGGAUCCCCAAAAUGUCGGUAAAAUUCCUCUCUGCACCCACAUGUCCAGGAACUCACGGCCUCACUUCACCACAGUCUUUUCCAAUGACAUUUACAAAGUUCUCAAAGUCCCCAAAGUCACCAAAGAUCUCAGAUAACAGCGUGGGAUGGACUGGUUCAGCGCCAAACUUGCUCUUUUUCACAUUUUUUUUCGGUCUGUCACUGCCGUUGCUGCUUUUUACUUCCCAAAACUCAAACACACAUAGUUCCCCUUUUUUGCGGUGCUCUGAUUGACUGGGCAGUGGACUAAUAUUGGUCGGACUCGCCAAAACAACUUGUAACGGUUUUCGGUAUUUAUGACUUAAAGAAACCCCUGAUUCACUACAUUUUGCCAAUCAACCCUAUUGCUGCAUCUUUCCCCCUGUUCCCAUUACGCUCCAGUUGGUGCCCAAGUGAAGGCUAAAAGUUGUUGUAGCUCUUCAUGUAGCUUGCUGCAUUGGUUCUGUUACAAAGAAUCCCUAUUUUAAGUAACAUUGUGUCCUCAGAGAUGCUGUUCAUACAUCAGUAUUGUUUUUAUUGCUGUUUAGAAUUGAUUUUCUGUGAUUCAAGCUUAAAGGGGACAUAUCAUUACACAUUUCCAGGUCUGUAUUUUUAUUCUGGGGCUCUACUGGAAUAUCUUUGCAUGAUUUACAGUUCAAAAACUCAUUUAUCUUGUACUGACUCUUCAUGCAGCCUCUCAGUUCAGCCUCUGUCUGAAACCACUAUGUUCUGACUGGCCAGCUCUCUGAAGCUGCCCUUCUUCAGACUUUCACCAGCUCCGGUGGCUAUGUAAACCAAUAGUAGUAGUAGGAUUUCACUUCUUUUUCUCGUUUUUUUUUUUUUAACUCAAAUAAAAACUUCUCAAACAAAUGCAUACAUGUUCAAGCCCAAAUCUGAUCAGAAAUAUGUGAGCGGACAACAUGAACAACCCAUUGAACAACUUUAGCAACAAAGGUAAUGGAACAGAUGGCCGUUUGUGGGCAUGUGCGAACAAUCUGACGUCAUUUCGGUGGGGAAGUAGGGAACUUAGUAACUUUGCAAACUUUGUCCUGGCUUUUGACUCAGAUAAAGCAUUUUUACAUAUGUUCAUCUCAUGUAUUGGAACUUUGACCACAUAAACAUCCAACAUCAUAACAGUAUCAAAAUAACAUAGAUAGAAAAUCACAAUAAGCAUGAUAUGUCCCCUUUAAGAAGUACAUUUUGUCUGACAGGACCAAUCCAUGAUGUCCACAUACUGUGAAGCAAUACCCUUUGCAAACUUGACAAAAGCUGACUUCUUCUGUUGUUAUGCACAGUGUUGUCCUCUAAAAAGAUUUUUCAGUAGUAUACUAUUUUUAUAAUUUAUUUGUGUGAGUAUUUUUAUGCAAACCUCAAGGUGUUGAGACAUUUUCUUUAGAAGCGAAGAACGUUUUAAGAGUCUUUGGAAUCACAGGGGAAAUUCCUGUUCAUGUGUUUGGAAGCUUUUAAAAACCUUUUUCAUACAUAUCAUUCAGUAUUGGCCUCUAGAUGAAAUUCAGUCGAUCCAGAAUGAGAUUUUUAACAAAAGUUCACUUUUGUUCUUACUUCAGUUAUACUUUGAAAGUAAGAAUUUCUUUAUGGCGAACCAUUUGCCGUUUUUGAAUUUAAAACCAUUUCAACUUUAUGUUGAAAGUUUUUCCCCCAGCUGUGCCAUGUAACAACUUUUUUUUGUAAAUACCCAAACAUUUGUUUUGUAAAAUACCAAUGUACGGCCUUUAAGAGGUUCCUUGUGUUUCUUUAAUUAUUGUUUUUUGCCAAAGGAAGUCUGAUAUUAAAGUUUUGUAUUUGGGGUACUGUAG